CCGCUUCGUUCGGUCGUUUCGGAGCUGUGUAUGUGCCUUCCCGACGCCGAGGGGAAGCUCUGCUCUGAAGUCGAAGCGUCGCGAUUCAUCGGUGUGGGUAUGUGAUUGCACAUUGGAGGCGAUGGCCAGUGGAGAGGAUGGAGGCCGCCAUCGUGCUCAUCACACGGCUAACGUGAUGGAUCAGCAGAUGCAGGGGAGCGGCCAGCGGCAUGGCAACAGCAGCUCCAUGGCCAUGACGCCCAUCAAUGCGGCGGAGAGGGCCGUGGUGAUGCAAUCGUCGGAUGAAAAGGUGAGCAAGAGCUGACGGCAGAUAUACGUGGAUCCGUCCUCUUCUCGCGUCCGUCAGGAAGCCGUCCACUACGGGGCGCUGCACAAGGUUGCCAAACAAACCCCAACGGUAGGCCACCAACACCAAGACUCCCCCGGGAUGCACUCCACCGCUCCCCACGCGUCUUACACAGGAGAAGGAGGCGUCAGUACGGGCUGUGCGUGAGGGCCACUCCCGUGAAGUGUCAGACCUGCAGGCCCGCCGCAGCGCCGAGACCACGGCCAGAUGUGCGACGGAGAUCUGGCGGCAGGAGGUGGAUGAAGGAGGUGAGAGGGCUCAGCGGAUGGCCAUGGAGGCUGCGGUUCGUGAGAUGGAGGCCAGUCGCAUGGCGCAGAGAGACCAGGCAGUCAAGGACAGCACACAACACAAACACGCCAAGGUACAGUGCCCACCACACGAACCCACCACCAGCAGCACGUCUGUUGAUCCAUCUCUCCGCGUGUGUGUGUCCGCGAGUGUGCAGGAGAGGCAGCGUUCGUUGGAGCUGCAGAGCAACCCCAUCCGUCUGCAUCGACUGACGGAGCGGCACGACCUCCACGUAGACAUCGACACCUACCUCGCCCCGCCACCCGACAGCUCGCUCCCCACACCAGCACCCCUGCAGCCCUACCAACCGCCCCACAAGCACGACAGCGACCAGGAGGAGGGCGUGCCCAAUGUGCGGCGGGGCGAGAGGGGCAAGCGGAUGCUGGGAGGGGGUGGGCAAGUGGAGAGGUGGGAUGACCAGCCGAUGACAUCACGCAAGCUGCACCAGGGUGGGCUGGGAGGGAUGUGUGUGGGAGAAACGAUGGAUUCCCAUGCACUGCCUUCAUGUGUCUGUCGAUGUCUGUUGACGCAGAUACGUCGGAGAGGAAUGUGGAGCAGGUCAUGUCGCCGGCGGCCGAGGAGCAGAUCAAGACCGUCCGUGACGCCCCCCUCAAGUCAUCCGGGAGACGCAUGAUAGGCGCCACAGCGACUGGCCGCCAUCGCCGGCUGCAGCUGGAGGCUGACAUAGGCAUAGAGAUGGAGCCACCCACACGGUCGGCACAGCCACGCACGCUCAACACAGGUACGCCCACCAUCAAGGAGACGGUGUGACCGCACAGGCUCUGUCCUUUCCUUGUGGGUGGAUCAGGUGAGCCUGUGGUGCCCGACAAGAUGGAUCACACGCCCCUGGCCCCACAGCAGCGGCAGACCCAUCGCACCCGGCUGCAGACACUUCCUCUCCCCGACAGGCCGGCGCCGCCUUCAGUGUCGUCAUCCGCCAACAAUCCGUGUCUGCCACCGAUGCCCAACUUCCCGCCCCCACGGCUCGAUGACGCCGACCAGCAUCCACUGCACGAAACCAGACCGCCGACGGCAGUGCUAGAGCGAGGAUGCCAGCAGCAGAAGGGUCAGGAGGGAGAGAACGCCAAGGCGCUGCGUGGACACAAGAGGCCCGACCUUGUGGAGACCCCUCCCGUCAGCCGACUGACGCAGCCCGUCGUCACCAGCCCCAUAGCUGCCAAGGGCACGUCGGUGGGUGGGGUGAAGCCACACAAGGGCGGGGCGGCUACGUAGCGUCAGAGGCUUCGUAGCGGUGGCCACCGGGGCUCGCCCGUCGACGGCAGAUCUGCCCGCCGGCCGCCAGCUGCUGGGGGUGGGUGGUGCGCUCGCCGGUGCUGCCUGUGCCAGAGGACCUUGCAGAGGCCAACCACUCGGUCGUCACGUCCCAAGGCGACGGAAGCCAGACACAGACACACCAGCAGCUGCGGCAGGAGGUCGGGGCAGCGGCAGGCAAGAAGGCCAAGGCCAAGGCCACGUCGCGUGUGUCUUGCAAGGGCGUCAGCGGCAGUGCCAAGGCCCGGCCGAGUGGUCAGCAUUGGCCCGACACCGACAGCAUCUUCGGCAGCCGGUGGGGCAAUCCCUUCACGGGCACCACUGCAUCACACGUGGGCAGCCGGGGGCAGUGUGGGCCGCCGGGUAUGUUAGAAGGGUAGGG
Messenger RNA from Vitrella brassicaformis, 2288 nucleotides. The record is from the annotation of a GenBank genome assembly. Lineage: Eukaryota; Vitrellaceae.